Messenger RNA from Melanotaenia boesemani (Boeseman's rainbowfish), 1621 nucleotides. It is a transcript of the gene scml4, whose product is annotated as Scm polycomb group protein like 4. Bases 110 to 1150 code for a protein of 346 amino acids. The record is from RefSeq and is a predicted model, not a curated record. The transcript is spliced from 7 exons. Lineage: Eukaryota; Metazoa; Chordata; Actinopteri; Atheriniformes; Melanotaeniidae. Gene Ontology annotation, molecular function: protein binding.
CCGGAGCUGGGGUCCGCCUUCUGCUUCUGCUGCUUCAUGCCAGUGGAUGUGGAUUCCCGCCGAUGAAGCGACCACUUGGAGAUAGCCUCCCCUUGUAGGCUGUUAGGGCAUGAGAUUGCGAGGAGGCCGGGGUCUCAAGCCCAACUCCCAUCUCCCACCUCCCAUCACCUGGCUGCCUCCUGGCGUACUCAGCAAGCGUGUACGACUGCGUCUGCGCCUGGAUCGCCGUGACCACCGGGGGCGGGACUGCUGGCACUUGGUCAACUUGGAGGCAGAGUCAGAGCCAGUUGGGGAGAUACUGAAAAGCAGGGAUCCUGAUACCAGCACACAAAGUCUAAUGAGUACCUUGUCUGCCAGCUCAGAGAUGCAGACUUCUACAAUUGGCCCCCAGUUCACAGUGGGGCCUCAGGGUAAGGUACCCGGCAGGAAGAGAGGACGGCCUCCUGUCCGUAAACUGGAGUUCCAGAGCCACUAUAUUGAGCCUUUGUCGUCCCUCAAGGUUCCAAAGAAGAGAGGCAGGAAACCUGGCUUUAAGCUGAAGCCCAGGAUGGUAAUGUCCCCACUUGCCAAUUCACCUCCCAGCAGCACACCAGAGCCUGAGAUGGGCUCCAUCCCUCAGGAUGCUGCAAUCGUCCCCCACUCUGCCACACCACAGGUCUUAACAGCAGAGACACCAAUGCCGGAUGACUUUAUAUGUGACCCUCCUGUGGACUCAAAGCGCUAUGCCGUAGAUCCCAGUGACUCAGCCUUCAACGUCAUGUCAUCACAUUAUCAAACUAAGCACUUGUAUGGUUACCGUAGCAGCAGUUGCUCUGGUCCAUUAGCUGUAUGCAGACAAGCAUCAAGCCCUGCAAGUUUCCAGGAUGGAAACAGAAAUGCCUACAGCUUGAUGCCAGACAUUAGAGAAAGCAAACGUCUUGCUGGCAAGGAUCCCUCUAGCUGGGGUGUAGAGGAUGUGGUUUGGUUCAUCAAAGAAGCUGACCCCCAGGCCCUGGGACCCCAUGCUGAAGCAUUCAGGAAGCAUGAAAUUGAUGGAGAUGCUCUCCUAUUGCUGAAAAGUGAGAUGAUGAUGAAGUACCUGGGACUGAAGCUGGGACCUGCCCUCAAACUCUGUUACCACAUCGACAGGCUCAAACAGAAUCGGUUGUGAUUGAUUGUAGAAGAAUAUGGAAGCCUCACGCAGCCUCUCGAACUCAAACAGAAGCACGAUCCAGAGUCCAUACCUGGUGGUUUUUACUGCAUCUGAACACAAUUUUGUUAACAAAUUGGACAAUUUGAUUGUACAUAUUAGGACUUUUUAUAGCUAAAGCUAUUAUUUCACUUUCAUCUUUAUUUACUGAAUACCUGCUUGGCUUUAGAUUGUAAAAUGUUUGGCUGCAAUUACAUAGCAGCUUCUGUAUAUUAAAACUUGACCUGCCAGCAGGAUGAAUUUGAGUAGAUCAUAAUCUUGACUACUGUAUUGACACAACUGUUCCCAAAAAGGCAGGGAAACUUGUGUAUUUUACCUCAGUAUCAUAUUUAAUCAAAAAAAAAAAAAAAAAAAAAAAUGCUGCUUUGUUUUUUCAAUUAAGAUAUUAAGUUUCCCUCUAAACCAUAAUAUAUGUAUGGUUUUAUUCUAUGA